Messenger RNA from Funneliformis mosseae, 531 nucleotides. The record is from the annotation of a GenBank genome assembly. Lineage: Eukaryota; Fungi; Glomeromycota; Glomeromycetes; Glomerales; Glomeraceae.
AUGAACUACACUAUUAUAUGCUUGAAAAAUGAUAGCUUAUAUCUCUCUUAUUAUAUUUUAAUAUCUGGAAUAUUUAAUAAUUCUCUUUACAAAAGUAGUGAGACAGAACUCAAAUUCAUGACAAAUAUGGAUGAAUAUCUAACAGUAGAAAAUGGCAUUCAUUAUGACUCUAGCAAGCUGAAUUCUUGGAUCAUAUAUAAGGAUAUGAAUGCUUUAUAUUCAGUACCAGAUGCAGAAAUAGGCUAUACACUUGAAGUUGAUUUAGAAAUUCCAGUACACUUGCACGAUUACUUUGCAGAUUAUCCAUUAGUUCUAGAAAAGCAGAUAGUUUUAGAAGAUUGGCUUAGUUUAUAUAAUGAAAGAUUAGUGCAAAAUAAAAAUGUUGAAGGAGGUAAAUACUUGUCUGAAGAGAAGCUAGUCCAGACCCUCUUUACUAAGAAGAAUUAUGUAGUUUACUAUCAAGCUCUUCAGACAUAUAUAAAGUUUGGAAUAAAGGUUACAAAGAUUCAUGAUACUCUUAAAUUUCAAUAG